Prinia subflava (tawny-flanked prinia) is the source of this 798-nucleotide messenger RNA. It is a transcript of the gene MRPL11, whose product is annotated as mitochondrial ribosomal protein L11. The transcript is spliced from 5 exons. NCBI's taxonomy places the organism in Eukaryota, Metazoa, Chordata, Aves, Passeriformes, Cisticolidae. Bases 43 to 798 code for a protein of 251 amino acids. Gene Ontology annotation, molecular function: structural constituent of ribosome; large ribosomal subunit rRNA binding. Gene Ontology annotation, cellular component: ribosome; mitochondrial large ribosomal subunit. Gene Ontology annotation, biological process: translation. The record is from RefSeq and is a predicted model, not a curated record.
CCCCCGUCCCACGUGACCGCGGUGCCUCACGGAGCUGCCGCCAUGUCGCGGGCGGCGCGCUCGGCGCGCUCGGUCCGGGCCGCGACCGGGUCCGGCGCGGCGGCCCCGAGGCCCGUCCGGAUCCUCAUCCCGGCCGGGGGCGCCGCGCCGGGGCCGCCGCUGGGGCCGGUGCUGGGGCAGCGCGGGGUCUCCAUCGCCGCCUUCUGCAAAGACUUCAACGAGCGCACCCGGGACAUCAAGCCCGGGGUCCCGCUGAGGGUCCGGCUGCUCGUGCAUCCUGACCGGACCUACUCGCUGACCAUCGGGACCCCCCCCACCUCCUACUUCCUCAAGGCCGUGGCCGGAGUGGAAAAAGGAUCCUCCAGACCUGGCCACGAGCCGGCCGGGGUGGUGUCCCUGGCGCAGCUCUUCGAGGUGGCCGUGGCCAAGCAGAAGGACCCGGCCGUGACCACCCGGGGGACGCCCCUGCCCGCCCUGGUGGGGUCCCUGGUGGGCUCUGCCCGCAGCCUCGGCCUGCACGUGGUGCCCAGGCUGACCCCCCAGGCCGUGGCCGAGGUCCAGCGCCGGCGCCGGGAGCUCGAAGCGGCCGCGGCGGCGCCGGAGGGGCAGGAGGAGAGCGAGGGGGGGGGCCCGGAAGAAAUGAGCCCAAAACACCCCAAAAACGGCCAAAAACAGCCAAAAAUGGCCAAAAAAAACCCCCCGAAGCUCGAGGAGCCCGCGGCCCCAAAUAAAGAAAAUAAAGAGCUUUAUUUAAAAAUAAAGAGCUCCUCCCACAGACCCGCCUUGGUUGGGGUUUGA